UCGUGUUGCUUGGAAUCUCUAGAAAUGUUUGCACUUAAGAUAAGACGGCGAAUGUAUAUUCGGACAUCAGAAAAAGAGAAAACGAAAAAUUGAGUGUAAAAAGUACAAAUCACACGACGAACUUUUAAUUUACGUAAAAAUUAUCGAGUUUUCUACGAAUGGAGGGUUUAUGAUGUCUCAACACGGAGCUGCUCUGCAAACAUAUAACCAGGAACUCGUUAAAUGUUUAGAAGAGAUGAAAUUAAGGCGAGCAGAACUCCAAGCUCAAAUAGUAUCUCAGGAAGAAGAGAAGAAUAAUUUGCAACGUGAAAUCGAGAAAAUGUCGUGUAAGCUUACACAUUUAAAUGAUAGUCUAGCAAAAAGAAUCGCUGUCAGAAAUGAAUAUGACAGAACAAUUGCUGACACUGAGACAGCAUACAUGAAGGUAAAGAUUUUGGAGAGUUCACAGUUAUUGCUUAAUAUGAUCAAAAAAGAAGCUGUAAGCCUGGAUCAGACUUUAGUUAAAGCUAAAAUUGAAAAAUAACGGUUAUAAACAAAAUUAAAAUUUUACAAAAAACUUGUGAAACUACAUAUAUAUCUAGAAAAUGUAUUAUCA
This is a messenger RNA of Camponotus floridanus (Florida carpenter ant), 595 nucleotides long. RefSeq names its product Sjoegren syndrome nuclear autoantigen 1 homolog. The transcript has 4 exons. Gene Ontology annotation, cellular component: ciliary basal body; centrosome. NCBI's taxonomy places the organism in Eukaryota, Metazoa, Arthropoda, Insecta, Hymenoptera, Formicidae. The record is from RefSeq and is a predicted model, not a curated record. Bases 170 to 523 code for a protein of 117 amino acids.